Physella acuta is the source of this 2259-nucleotide messenger RNA. RefSeq names its product 3-hydroxybutyryl-CoA dehydrogenase. Gene Ontology annotation, molecular function: oxidoreductase activity; NAD+ binding. The record is from RefSeq and is a predicted model, not a curated record. NCBI's taxonomy places the organism in Eukaryota, Metazoa, Mollusca, Gastropoda, Physidae. Gene Ontology annotation, biological process: fatty acid metabolic process.
GUUGGCUGAUAUCUCAUGCCACUACACAUAGGGUUUACCCUGGAUACAUACUUGACUGUUAGGAGCACAAGUAGUUGGCUGAUAUCUUAUUAAGCUAUGUGCUAGCCACCACACAUAGGGUUUACCUUGGAUACAUACGUGACUGUUCAGAGCACAAGUGGUUGGCUGAUAUCUCAUGCCACUACACAUAGGGUUUACCCUGGAUACAUACGUGACUGUUCGGAGCACAAGUGGUUGGCUGAUAUCUUAUGUGCUAGCCACCACACAUAGGGUUUACCCUGGAUACAUACGUGACUGUUCAGAGCACAAGUGGUUGGCUGAAAUCUCAUAUGCUAGCCAGUAACAUAGGGUUUACCCUGGAUACAUACGUGACUGUUCAGAGCACAAAUAGUUCGCUGACAUCUCAUGUGCUAGCCUAUACACAUAGGGUUUACCCUGGAUACAUACGUGACUGUUCAGAGCACAAGUAGUUGGCUAUCUCAUGUGCUAGCCACUACACCUAGGGUUUACCCUGGAUACAUACGUGACUGUUCGGAGCACAAGUAGUUGGCUAUCUCAUGUGCUAGCUACUACACAUAGGGUUUACCCUGGAUACAUACGUGACUGUUCAGAGCACAAGUGGUUGGCUGAAAUCUCAUAUGCUAGCCAGUAACAUAGGGUUUACCCUGGAUACAUACGUGACUGUUCAGAGCACAAGUGGUUGGCUGAAAUCUCAUGUGCUAGCCACCACACAUAGGGUUUACCCUGGAUACAUACGUGACUGUUCAGAGCACAAGUAGUUGGCUGAUAUCUCAUGCCACUACACCUAGGGUUUACCCUGGAUACAUACGUGACUGUUCGGAGCACAAGAAGUUGGCUAUCUCAUGUGCUAGCCACCAAACAUAGGGUUCACAUAUGCUUCUAGGUGGUGCCCCAACUGUUUUAGCCACACAUUGGCCAGAUGCCCACCGACCAUAUUGAAAAUCACACAGCAACCUAAGCUACUAAAAUUUUACAUGGGAAGAUGGUGCAUAUAGCAGUAGUUGGUGCAGGUCUAAUGGGUAUCAAAAUAGCUGGUGAAUUUGCUUAUCAUGGACACAGGGUAAAGAUUUAUGAUAAAAGUUCAGCAGCAUUAGACAAGGUUUAUGAUGUACUUGAAGAAGAUAAAAAAGCCCUGCAUGAAGAUGGAUUGCUGCCUCAAAAACAAUUCUUGGGUCAAGUAUUCUGCUUGAGUCACUUGGAAGAAACAGUCAGAGAAGCGGAGUUCAUAUUUGAAGCAGUUGUUGAGAACUUGGAUUUGAAGCAAGAUAUAUUUGAAAGAAUCUCUCACUGCUGCCGGCCGGAUGCCAUCAUUGCCAGCAACAGUCUACAGCUGGACAUCAACCAGGUCAAUGACAGGACCAUUAAUAAACAGAGAAGUUUGGGCAUUAGAUUUCUGUUUCCUGUCUACUACAUUCCGGAGGUGGAGAUUUGUCCAGCUAAACAGACAGCUGGGGAAGUCAUAGAAAAAGUGAGAAAACUGAUUGAGAGGAUGGGCAAGACUUUAUUCUUUCGCUCUGGCCACCAGCCUCUUAUUCUUACUGAACAACAACGAGAAGAAAGAAAAAGAGCUCGCCUGGAUGAAAUCCUCAACACUUCAGGGAUAGGAACGUAUUUAGAUCGCUCUAUUCCAACGUUGCAUCACGUUGGCAAUGAAAGCGUACAGAAAAUACAAACUGAAGCCUCAGCUAUCAUACCAAGCGACCUAGAAAGAGACUGCGCAAUUUGUAUGGACAGGUUACGAGACUGCCUGUUGAGUCCCUGCCAUCACAUGGUCACCUGCCAUCAAUGUGGCAAGAUGCUGCAAGAUAGACACGACGCCUGCCCCAUUUGUAGGAUGGAAAUCAAAGAAGUCGUUAGGGUUUAUCACACCUGACCCACAGGUGGGCAACACCUGAUACAGGUGGGCAACACCUGACCCACAGGUGGGCAACACCUGACCCACAGGUGGGCAACAUGUGACCUACAGAUAGGCAACACCUGAGCCACAGGUGGGUAACACUUGACCCACAGGUGGGCAACACCUGAUACAGGUGGGAAUCACCUGAUACAGGUGGGAAUCACCUGAGGAGAAUCAAACCAUUUAGUAUGUGCAAUAUUGACUCUAUAAUUGAUACAAGUUUAUCUGCGCUAGUUUCAUAGACUUCUGUCAAAGUUAUCUGUCCUGUAGCCCUAUAUAAAUGAUGUGGUACCCCCUCUAACUGAGGUGUUAGCUCUCUUAUUAAUGUGGUAGCCCAUUUU